AUGAGCGACUCAGGACAGGCAGCUAACAAGCACAAGAUGGUCGACGGCCUGCGCGACCUUUCUAAUACCGCACCGCUGACUACCCUUCAACCGUCGAGCGACAAACACACCCUCGCAACACUCCCUCAACACCUGCCCCCGUCACCCCCGACGACCACGUAUUCAAAUGAGCUCGAAGGGCAACAAAUCUUUGGCGGAUCAGCUGGCCAAGUUGACGUUGGCGCAAGAGGCGCAACAGAGUUCUACGACGGAGGAGAACAGCACGGAUAUCAACAGCACUGCUACAACCAGUACUCCUGGAGCAGACCGGCGUGCGGCAGCUGGCUACCUUCCACCACACCGCCGCCAGAGACAACCGCAGGCCAGUUCUACGCAGGCAAUUUGUAUGGUCUUCAGCCCCAAUAUGCUGCUCCUCAGCAAAGCUGGUGGAACCAUGAAUAUCAACAGCCGCUGACACAGUCCUACUAUUCAGCUGCACCGUCGCAGCAGUAUCAGCAAGCAACAAACUACCCGCUGAACGCUAACUCGCUCUCGUUCACGCCUGCAUUUCAGCAGAACUCUGAAUACUCACAGACUAGCUCUGUACCCACGCCAACCGCCCCGUCGCACGAGAAGAAGAAGAGGGAGAAGAAGUCUCGUAGACAGAAACGCCUUGAGAAGCUCUCUGCCGCUGGGGGACCUGAUCUUCUCAGCAACCUCGAUCUUUGGGCACGAGCUCCUCUCCCCGAACGCAGCGAGGUAGGAGCACCAGUAGAGAAGCAGGAGGCUGCACAACUGUCCUCCACCGCAUCUACCCCAGCACCACAAGCGAAGAAGAAGUUCAAUCCCCGCGAGACGAAGCGACUUUACAUCAUGCAGCGUCCAACCCCGACGUCCACGUACCUUCACUAUGCGACGCAGCCGCCACAAACUAUGGAUUUCUCGCGGCCACUGCUCGUCAUCUUGGACCUGAACGGUACAUUGCUGUAUCGCAAGACUUUCGGCGGAAGCAACGCAUUCACCCCACGGCCGCACGUGUACGACUUCCUCGACUACUUGUUCAACAACCACACCGUCAUGGUCUGGUCCUCAUCGAAACCCGAGAACGUCGCCAGGAUGUGCUCUGACCUCUUCACCUCUGAGCAGCGAUCGAAACUGGCUGCCGUCUGGGCCCGCGACAAGCUGCGAAUUCCCGCCAAUGCCUACAAUCAGAAAGUCCAGGUCUACAAGCAGCUGUCGUGGGUCUGGAACGAUGCGGAGAUUCAAGCAAGCAAUCCGGUCUCGGGUGGUGUGUGGACGCAAGCCAAUACGGUGCUCAUCGACGAUAGCAUUGAGAAGUCGGUCAGCGAGCCGCACAACCUCAUUGAGCUGGAGGAGUUUGAGGCGAAGCCGACGCAGAUGGAGACGAAUGUGUUGGAUUCCGUGGCGCGUUAUCUGGAUGAUUUGCGGUCUCAGCGUGAUGUCAGCGCGUACAUGAGGUUGUGUCCUUUCGUGUACGACCCGAGUCAGCCGGGUAAGGUCAUUGGGCAGGAGAAGAAGAAUUCGCGGAAGGAUGAUAUUGAUGAACUCAUCAAGCGAGUCACGGGAGGAGCUUGA
Molecule: messenger RNA, 1575 nt
Organism: Zasmidium cellare ATCC 36951
Lineage: Eukaryota; Fungi; Ascomycota; Dothideomycetes; Mycosphaerellales; Mycosphaerellaceae
Exons: 2
Coding region: 1-1575 (524 amino acids)
Molecular function (GO): phosphoprotein phosphatase activity
Source: RefSeq, a predicted model, not a curated record